AUGGUGUUCGUCCCCUGGGCCGACCACGGCAUCUGCAAGUGGUCGAUGCUCGGCCGCUGCAGGGCCGCUGAAGGUCACUGCCAAUGGCGGCACCCAGAGAAGGAGGAGCGGUCGGCGCUGUGGGACCAGCAUAAAGCCCAGCAGAAGGAAGAUUGGGAGGUGAGAGGGAUUCCACCGCCGGUGAAUCCGCGGACGGAUGGGAGGGCGGUGAUGGUGGAGGAUAUCACGCGCGGGGCGGGGGUCGUGAAGUCUGCUCCGCCACCUCCUCCUCCGACUCGAGUUGCGACGCCUCCUUUUCCGCCUCCUCUUCUGCCGUUCGCGCUUCCGCACCCACCACCACCUCCACAUCCGCCAGCAGCAGCACCUUCUCCGGCAGAGGAACAGUCCGCGGUGCCGUCUUUGGAUCCUCGUUUGCGCCGCCAGGAUUUGGGUGAUCCUUCGCAGACCAGUCUGAGCGCACCAGCUUUCACCAUCACAGACGCACCAGCACCAGCGCAACACAGGAUGACCGGCAGUAAGAAGAGCUUCGAGCCGAAAAAGGGCGCGAACAAGGAGGCUCUGGGGAAAGCAAAUGCAAACAAUGAGCCACUGGGUAGACCGAAUCGCCUUGCCAACCGCAGCGAGAGCAAUGCCUCGACAGAAGAGACAGCAAAGCAACAGCACCAACCUCAAGCCUUCUCCAAGAACGAGAGUAAUGGAAAAGCUGCUAUCGACGACCUCACCAGCAUGAUUCGUGAUUCUCCCUCAGAGAACGCCACGACCAUCUGGAAGCGACCCGACACACCGCAGAAGAUGGACAUCUCCGACGUCAACAGCAUUCCGGUGCGCAAAGGCGACUACUGGGAGCGCAAGAAGAAGCACGAUGCAGAGAUCGAAGCGAGGAAGAAGGAGAUGAGGGAGAGUGAAGUGAUGCCGCCUCCAGACUCAAGCUUGCUUGGCGCUCGGCAAAGCUCAGCCCAGCAAGAGCAGCCGACUUCAGUCCAUCCGACUUCAUCUACGAACAAAUACGCAGGACCACACCAGAAGGACGCCAUGGGCGCCGUCAAGAGGAUGUCCAACGGCGAGGCAAAGCCUGUCGGUCCUCAUCCAUCCACCAUCCGAGUCUCGGCGAGAUACCUGUCGCAUGCGGCGGUAGAAAAGCGACUACAGCCUCCAGCGCAGAAUGGCGAGCUCGAUUUACAGGAGCGUUCCGUGGCAGAGGCGCGCGAGGAUAGCAUGCGCUUGCAGGGUGUCACAUGGCUCGAUACCGUCCGGCGAGCACUCCAGCUACCGAUCAGGACUUAUAGCACGGCGUGCAUGUACUACCACAAGUUCAGACUGGCGCAUCCGGGAGUCUUGAACGGGAUGGAGUACGGCAAUGCCUGGGCAGAUGCAUGUGCGGCGAGUCUGUUGACAGCGUGCAAGGUGGAGGACACGUUGAAGAAGAGCAAAGACAUCCUGGCGGCGGCCUACAAUCUCAAGGCAUCGACGCACGAUCAGCUGGGAUCCGACGAUGCAGUCUUCGAAGCACCGAGCAGAGCAGUUAUCGGACUGGAGCGCAUGGUCUUGGAAGCAGGCGGGUUCGACUUCCGCAGCAAGAAUCCGCACAAGCUUUUCCAAAAGAUCACGCAAACCAUGCCAGAAGGCGAAGACGGCGAGCGCAACAAAGUCGAGAAAGUAGGCUGGACAGUAAUGACCGACCUCUUCCGCACCUUCGCCCCUCUCAAACAGACCGACGCCACCAUGGCUCUCGCCGGUCUCGAACUAGCUGCCAACCUCGUCGCAACCUCCACCCCCGACAACACCUCCGCCAUCCGCGACGCCCUCCGCGACUACGAUAUCACAAAAUGGUCCACCACCCGCCCCGAAAUCAUGGAAACCCUCCUCGACCUUCUCGACCUCUACACCCAACACACCGCCAACACCAUCCUCGGCACGCACUACUCCCUCGACGACUUCCUCCGCAUCCGCCUUUCGUUCAACCGCGAAUGCAACGAGCACAACAUUCCCCGCCACACCACCGCGCCUACCACCGACCGCGGAACGAAUGGCAGCACAUUGCAGGUAGCCAACGGCCACCCGACCCCUGUCUCGCCCCCCCAACCCGGAUCACAAAUCCAGCCCACCCAACCAAACCAACCCCCUAUCCCCGAGGGAGGCGGCACGCUCCGCUUCAUGCUCAACCCCCAACUCGCCGCCGACGAAAAGACCGAAGUCCAAAAGUUCUUCGUCGAAGAAUGGGAAGAAUACGAAGAAGAGAUCGAAGUCCCCAUCCCACGCUCGGAAUCGCGGAACCGUGGCGAUAGCCACGGCCACCGCAGCGACCGGAGCGGCGGCAACAGCAGACGCGGCUCCGGCGACGUGCGGCUCGAGAGGCCUCCACCACCACCGCGCGCUUUAAACGAGAGGGACAGGGAGGGGGAGAGAGAGAGGUUAAGGGAGAGGGAGCGGGAGGUUGAGCGGGAUAGGGCGAGGAUGCGGGAUAGGGAGAGGAGGUUCGAGGGGCCCGGAAGGAGAGGGGGGAGGUAUGAGGGUGGGAGGGACAGACGGUUUGACGAGGGGAGGAGGCGGCCAUGA
This is a messenger RNA of Saxophila tyrrhenica, 2556 nucleotides long. It is a transcript of the gene CTK2, whose product is annotated as RNA polymerase II C-terminal domain kinase beta subunit. The coding region runs from base 1 to 2556 and encodes 851 amino acids. Gene Ontology annotation, molecular function: cyclin-dependent protein serine/threonine kinase activator activity. The record is from RefSeq and is a predicted model, not a curated record. Gene Ontology annotation, cellular component: cyclin/CDK positive transcription elongation factor complex; nucleus. Gene Ontology annotation, biological process: positive regulation of DNA-templated transcription, elongation; regulation of transcription by RNA polymerase II. The transcript has 2 exons. NCBI's taxonomy places the organism in Eukaryota, Fungi, Ascomycota, Dothideomycetes, Mycosphaerellales, Extremaceae.